Messenger RNA from Capsella rubella, 1268 nucleotides. RefSeq names its product probable methyltransferase At1g27930. The coding region runs from base 271 to 1224 and encodes 317 amino acids. The record is from RefSeq and is a predicted model, not a curated record. Lineage: Eukaryota; Viridiplantae; Streptophyta; Magnoliopsida; Brassicales; Brassicaceae. Gene Ontology annotation, biological process: xylan biosynthetic process. The transcript has a single exon.
UUCCUUCGACCAAUAUUUUUGACAUGACAAAUUGAAAAAUAAUAAUCAUUAUGAUAUUAGGUACAUCCAAACUAACCAGCAAAUUUCCGACAUGACAACAAGAAAAGGAAUAAAGUGAGAAUCUUCGAACAGAAGCAAUACGACCUUUCCUUGUUAUUCACUCGAAGGUGACACAAACUGACAAACAUAAUUGAUGAUCAGUUAAAAAUCAAAAGACAUGAACCCUUUUGAGAACCAGGUGAUAUUCAGAGAGCGGUGAGAAUAGUGAUAAUGCCUCCGCAACUUCAUCAAUCUUCACUUCCUAUUCUAAAUCCUCUACUCAGAUUCUCACCUCCUUCCUCUCCUGAUGAUCACAAACACCAGAGAGAAUCAAAGAUCAAGAUGCCAAAGUUCACUGUGCGUAAACUCAUACCUCUUUUUAUCUUUGUUCUUUCAAGCCUCUCCGUUCUCCGACUCCUCCGGAUUUCAUACAAGUCUUCAUCCUCUGCUUCUAGGUCCUCAUCUUCAACCACAUAUCGUGUGAGUCCAUCUGAGUUCAGUCAGCAGCUCAGGGCUAAUGAGGGCCCAAGUGCUCUCACGGAAAAGGAACUGAAGCUCUUAUCAGAUACUGUUACUCGUAGAUCCCCUUGCAACGUUCUUGUUUUCGGGUUUGCACCUCAAUACCUCAUGUUAUCUUCAAUCAACACUAGAGGUAUUACCGUCAUUCUAGAAGAUGAGCCUGCAGAGAUAAUGAUACCAAAAGCUAAAGUAAACCCAAACAACACAAGAAUCUACAGCUUAAAAUACCAUCAGAUGGAAAUGAAAAAUGCUUACAAUCUGCUUCGACAUACUCGAGCCAAUCCUGCAUGCGCACCUAAGAUGAAUAAUCUACAACAAGGUUCAUCACAAUGCAAAAUGGAACUGAGGGAUUUGCCACUGGAAGUACACAAUAUCAAAUGGGAUGUGAUAGUUGUUGAUGGACCUCGUGGGGACAACUUAGAGGCACCAGGUAGGAUGGGGAGCAUAUAUACUGCAGCUGUGUUAGCAAGAGAAGGAAGUAAUAACUCAACAACAGAUGUUUUCGUGCAUGAUGUGCACAGGACUGCUGAGAAGUGGCUCUCCUGGGAAUUCUUAUGUCAGGAGAAUCUGGUUUCAGCUAAAGGGAACUUCUGGAAGUUUAGUAUAAAGGGACAAUCAAAUGCAUCCAGGUUUUGCUCACCAGAAAUGGUCCUCAUCAGACAUUAGUAAAAUUUUGUACAUUUAAACAAGAGCAACAUUAUUGCCACUUA